Molecule: messenger RNA, 964 nt
Organism: Trifolium pratense (red clover)
Lineage: Eukaryota; Viridiplantae; Streptophyta; Magnoliopsida; Fabales; Fabaceae
Product: vacuolar protein sorting-associated protein 2 homolog 3-like
Exons: 11
Coding region: 131-772 (213 amino acids)
Biological process (GO): endosome transport via multivesicular body sorting pathway; protein transport; late endosome to vacuole transport
Cellular component (GO): ESCRT III complex; multivesicular body
Source: RefSeq, a predicted model, not a curated record
ACAUACAUAGGAAUAGAGUUUGUUGGAUCGGGGUUACAGAGUUUUGUUGCGAGUGAAACCAUCUGGAACAGAACAUUAGCUGCUUACUUUGACGAACACAAAACAAAACAAAACAAAACAAAACAAUACGAUGAAGAAUAUCUUCUCCAAGAAACCCAACCCAAAAGAGGUUCUUCGUGAGAGUAAACGAGAAAUGGCAAAUGCCACUAGAGGCAUUGAAAAGGAAAUUGGAGCAUUACAACUCGAAGAAAAGAAGCUAGUUGCUGAGAUAAAGAGAACUGCUAAGACGGGAAAUGAGGCUGCGACUAAAAUUCUAGCGCGCCAGUUGGUUAGGCUUAGGCAACAAAUUGCUAAUCUUCAAGGUAGUCGAGCUCAGAUGAGAGGCAUAGCAACUCACACACAGGCAUUGCAUGCUCAGUCUUCUGUUGCUGUUGGCAUGAAAGGUGCCAGUAAGGCAAUGGAAGCUAUGAAUAAGCAAAUGGCACCUGCAAAGCAAGCCAAAAUUAUUCAAGAGUUCCAGAAACAAUCAGCAAAAAUGGAUAUAACUACUGAAAUGAUGUCAGAUGCCAUAGAUGAUGUAUUGGAUAAUGAUGAGGCUGAAGAGGAGACUGAAGAUCUGACAAAUCAGGUGCUCGAUGAAAUCGGCGUGGACAUUGCUUCACAGUUAUCAGCAGCUCCAAAAGGAAGCAUCAAAACAAAGAAUGCUGAAAAUGUUAGCAGCUCGGACAUUGAUGAGAUUGAGAAGCGAUUAGCAGCUCUUAGAAACCCAUAACUUUUUGUCUGGGAUUUUAAUUCUCAAACUCAGUUGUAAUCUAUAAUUCUUUUCAGAACUCCAUAGUUUUCUUGGGAUUUCAGAAGUCCAAUGUGUAUAUCCUCCUUGAAGUUUUUGAUGUAUUUUACUAUAAAUUUUCACAUGCUCGGCUUGGGCAAUCUAGUGGAGUGGAUUCGAAAUUGAGACAGACAA